This is a messenger RNA of Schizophyllum commune H4-8, 1335 nucleotides long. RefSeq lists its product as uncharacterized. The transcript has 6 exons. The record is from RefSeq and is a predicted model, not a curated record. The coding region runs from base 1 to 1335 and encodes 444 amino acids. NCBI's taxonomy places the organism in Eukaryota, Fungi, Basidiomycota, Agaricomycetes, Agaricales, Schizophyllaceae.
AUGGCGAACCGACUCUCCAUGGCUGCAAACCGCCUUUCCACCGACAUUCCCUCCCACACCGCCGUCAGCGCCUCCGCCUCGGUCGGACUGGCGGCGAACGCGGCCUCCAGCCAGGCCGUCGUGCACAGCGGCUGGGUGCUCAAGAAGCGGAGGAAGAAGAUGCAAGGAUUCGCCCGGCGCUACUUCACGCUCUACCAGUCCGGCAUCCUUGCAUACUCCUUCGAGCCCGGGCAGCCCAUCCGCGACCACAUUGACCUCCACCAUGCUGCCAUCUCGAGUACACCGGGGCGGAAGGACAUCACCCUUGACUCCAACACCGCGACCUUCCACAUCAAAUGCCUUUGCACCGACGACUUUAACCAAUGGAUGCUUGCGUUCAGAAAGUUUAUCUCGGGUCCUGAAGCACGGCGGUCCAUGAGCGUUCGCAUGGCCAGCGCGCGUCAGGGAGUCGUCAACAUCUCCAAGUCCAGCGCAGUAGUAGAAGAAAUGGGCUCGACAAUUGCACAACUCGAGACCGCGCUGCAAACGCUAAGUUCGAAAGGAGAGACGGCUAUGCAGAAGAAUGCCAGCGUCAAGUCCAAUGGCAAGGAUAAACAUCACAAGGCAGGCGCGUUUGGCAUCUUCAAGUCGAAGUCCAACCAUAACUUGCAACCGGGAGAACCAGACGCGCCUCGAACGAGCAUGGACCCCAGUAGCGGAGAAGCUCAGCAAGUAUUCUCACUACUUGAUACCCUCAAGAAUCAGCACGCGACGCUUUCUAAGCUCCUCACCGCCACCGUCAGCCUCGACACCACCCUUCCCAAGACGAGCGAGGAGGACGAGGACCAUCUCGUCGACUCUCCGCGCGAAACCGAGCACUGGGUCGUCCCCCACGGCCGCACAAAGCGCUUCUCCAGCUCCACGACCGCCAGCAGCAGCCUCGAAUGGUUCGACGCCGAGGACGAUGCGGACGGCGCGAAGGAAUUUGUUUUGGACACCCGGGCGGCGGGCGAUGAGUCGCAGACGGACUGCUUGAGUAUGGAGAAGGCGGAGGACGAGGAAACGGCGCGGAGUAGUAUGGAUACGGAUAUAGAGGACGAGCCGGCGUGCAAAUCCUCGGUAGAAGCGCCUUUGGGUGUGCAAGGGACGCAGUUGCCGUCUCCUGUCGUGGGUGAUGAGGGCAGUCCGUUCUCCGUGUUGAAGAAGAGCGUCGGAAAGGUAGGUAUGUACGACUACAACAACGACGCGACAAAUAACGAUUUGGGGUGGACACGUACGAAGCCCGCUAAGCCCCCCUCCCUCCUCGUAAGCACCCCCUCCUCCUCGAACUCGUCAACGUGCACGGCGAGGAUAUAG